AUGCAUACCUCAUCGCUCCUCUCUUUGGCUCUCGCCCUCACCUCAAACGCAUUCCCUCUCACUCGACCUACGUUCAAUACUACCGUCCAGCGCAGAAGCGCAGACUACGAUGUCGUCAACGUUGGAGACCUCCCAGAAGCUCCCCAACCUGCUGUCCCAGCUGCGUCUACCAUCAUCGAAACCGUCACUGCCCCAGGUGCUCCUCCGCAAACCGUGACAGUGACCAUCUCUCAAACACCUACUCCUUCGCCUUCCUCAGCACUAUGGGGCUCCAGCACCGGCAUUCCCUACAGCAGCUCGGCUAUCCUCCCCGCAGUGACUCCAGUCCCGGGAGAAGAGGUUCAACAGGUCCAAGACGAAGAAGAAGCGACAGCCACGGGAGCCAUUGACAGACUCGCUCGCGCCUUCGGGAGGUCUAUUGACGCUCAUUUCCGUGCUCGCAGCAGCAACUUGACGACUCGGGGUAUCAACGCUCCUAGCAAUGCGACCACGGCUUAUUCUCAGCUUGCUGCUCGUGGUAUCAACGGGACUGAACGUGCUCACUUCCCUCGUGGUCUGCUCAAUUCCACUGAUCCCAGAACCGUGGGCCUCAAGGCUAGGGGUCUGAACGGCACUUCUUUGAGGGUAUAA
Molecule: messenger RNA, 630 nt
Organism: Aspergillus mulundensis
Lineage: Eukaryota; Fungi; Ascomycota; Eurotiomycetes; Eurotiales; Aspergillaceae
Exons: 1
Coding region: 1-630 (209 amino acids)
Source: RefSeq, a predicted model, not a curated record